AUGGAACAACCACUUGAGCUCUUGUUAACUGCUUGUCAGUCGAAAGAUCCGUUUUCUGUUGUGGCUGUUGAUCCAAAAACGUGCGUGGCUUGUUGGUCUUAUAAGGGUUGUGUGGAAGCUGUUGGAAGUCACGGUGACCUAUUGUUAUUAGUUGUGAAAGACCAACCAUUAGCACACAUUGUUGCGGUGAACAGGAGAGAUCGUUUUCAUGUUAAAAGUUUAUUGACAAAGCCUUUACGGUGCGUUGCUGUAACAAAGGAUGGCGCAGUUAUUUUUGGUUGCUCAGAGUCGAGGAUUUUCUGUUGGAUGGUUGCUUCAGGAAGCCUUGUAUCGGUAAUUGAGGCUCAUUAUCAAGAAAUCUUGUGUUUAUCUUUGUCCUCUGACGAUGGACUUUUGAUUUCUGGUGCAGCAGAUGGAACAGUAAAUGUUUACGUGGUUCCAGAGUGA
Molecule: messenger RNA, 447 nt
Organism: Enterobius vermicularis (human pinworm)
Lineage: Eukaryota; Metazoa; Nematoda; Chromadorea; Rhabditida; Oxyuridae
Source: the annotation of a GenBank genome assembly